AUGGUUUUUACGGCACCUUCUGGCGGCUGGACGGGGAAAGACUUUCAAUUAAUUUAUCAAAAAAAGGUUGUCAUUUCUGUGACUGACCAAAUUACAAAAAAGACGUGGAGUAUUCAACUCUCCCCUUAUGGGACUUUGGCACUCUCUUCGCUCGAGCAAGUUUUUCCUGGAUGUUCGGGCUUGAAGUAUUCCAUUCCAAGUAUUGGCGACAAUUUCGUUGUUCCAUUUAAUGAUAAGAAAAUGGUUUUUACGGCACCUUCUGGCGGCUGGACGGGGAAAGACUUUCAAUUAAUUUAUAAACAAAAGAUUCCUCCCAUUCCUCCCGUUGUUAUUUCUGUGACUGACCAAAUUACAAAAAAGCCGCGGGGUAUUCAACUCUCCCCUGAUGGCACUUUGGCAUUCUCUUCGCUUGAGCGUGUUUUCCCUGGAUGUUGGGGCUUGGAGUGUUCCAUUCCAAGUAUUGGAGAGAACUGCGUUGUUCCAUUUGAUGAUAAGAAAAUGGUUUUUACGGAACCUUAUGGCGGCUGGACGGGGAAAGACUUUCAAUUAAUUUAUCAACAACAGAUUCCUCCGAUUGUUAAAGCGUUACCUGACACUCGUAAACUUGUCAAACCUUAUAAAUAUGUGCAUGGUGAUUUGCCUAAAUUUGACGAAUUGUCUGAGUACCUUUUCUUUAUUAUGGAGUCUAAUCACAGAAAGUCAUGUGUAACGUCGAUAACCAAGCAUUAUUUUGUCACGUUUUACCACAAUCAUGAAACCUGGAAAAUUGGAAAUUCAUUAAAAAUUUAUCGACAUGAUUCCAAAUCUGGCAUUAACAACAAACAAUUUUUCAUUGCCACAGUUAAAAGCAUCAACAAAAAGCUGGAUUUUAUAUUGUUAAAGACCGAUAAAGAAAUAAACAACCAUAAGCCGUUUUAUUGCAAGCCUCCGUUUAGAAGUUUGCCUGUUGGUUACUAUGGAUAUGGAAAUGACUUUAACACUCUUUCUUACUGUGAGGGUGUUAUACACGCUGAUGAGUUACAAACUUUUCUGGAAAAAGGCGUCGUUCAUGGUCCUUUCUUGUUAGGGACUAUCAAAUCAACAGGAGGCGAUUCAGGAGCGGCUGUCUGGAGUCCUGAGGGUCUUGUCGGUUUGAAUCUAGGUUUUGUCGAUUUUACUGCUAACACUGGCAAGUCUGCACUUUCAAUGGAACUGCAACUAGCCCACUUUGAUAAAAAAAACUACAUUGUUACUAUUGACCGUAUAAUGGAGCAAUUAAUGGUUUGA
Meloidogyne enterolobii is the source of this 1266-nucleotide messenger RNA. Lineage: Eukaryota; Metazoa; Nematoda; Chromadorea; Rhabditida; Meloidogynidae. The record is from the annotation of a GenBank genome assembly.